Molecule: messenger RNA, 2429 nt
Organism: Pezoporus occidentalis (night parrot)
Lineage: Eukaryota; Metazoa; Chordata; Aves; Psittaciformes; Psittacidae
Gene: NPBWR2
Product: neuropeptides B and W receptor 2
Exons: 2
Coding region: 689-1687 (332 amino acids)
Biological process (GO): neuropeptide signaling pathway
Cellular component (GO): plasma membrane; neuron projection
Molecular function (GO): neuropeptide binding; neuropeptide receptor activity
Source: RefSeq, a predicted model, not a curated record
CAGCAUCCCAAGGACCCUUCUCCAACUCGGAGCAGAGGGAAGAGGCUCAGCAGUGCCAAGCAGCGGGUACCGGAGGUGCGGGGGCAACGGGAGCCGCUCAGCAGGGGACGUUGGGAGCGUCAGGAACUUCACCGUGUGAAAUCUCAGUCAAUGCAAGGAGUGGGAACGCGACACAAAGGCACUAAUUAAACACUGCAACGCUGCUGCUCCGGCAUGGAAAAGCAAGCGCUGUGGAAGUGAAACAGCAUCCGCCCUUUCAGACCUCCUGUGAAUAGCAGACCAGGCACCAAGCUCCCUCCCUGACCUCCUUGUUCCUGCAGACCCAGGAGGACUCCUGCUGCAGACGGUUCCACUGGAGACGCUUGACUUCCCCAGCAAAGAAAAGCCAAAGCUCACCGGGAUGCUCUCCAAGUUCCUUGACUGAUGGCAGGAGUUAUAAUCCUCAUUUCUUUCAUUCAUGGAGUGUGUUUCAAUAGGGCUUUUUCCUCCUGACCACUUCAAGUUCUGACUUCUCCAAUGGUGGGUGACAGCAGAGGUAAGUUGUAUGGCCCAUGCUGCCCCACAACCCACUCCUUGGAAGUCAUCCACUUCUCAAUGGAGUAGCAGCUGCUUCUCAUGCAAGAAGAGGCUCUCUUCUGGGCUAGCGAGGCUUUUAAUGACCACCCAGGGUGGUUUAUGACCAGGAGGCAUGGGAAACAACUCUCUUUGGGACGAUCCGAACAGCACCUGCAGCAAUGCAGGCAACAGCUGCUACCUGGACAACAGCAUGAGCUUCAACUUAACCUUCCAAGAGCAGGCAGCCGAUUUCUACGUUGUCCUCCCCGUGAUUUACUCUGUGAUCUGUGCUGUUGGGCUCACAGGCAACACUGCCGUCAUCUACGUGAUCCUCAAGGCCCCCAAGAUGAAGACUGUGACAAACAUGUUCAUCCUGAACCUUGCUAUAGCUGAUGACUUGUUCACACUUGUCCUGCCCAUUAAUAUUGCUGAACACCUCCUUCACUACUGGCCCUUUGGAGAAGUCCUCUGCAAGGUCAUCUUGUCCAUAGACCACUACAAUAUCUUCUCCAGCAUUUACUUCCUGACAGUGAUGAGCAUAGACAGGUACCUGGUCGUCCUGGCUACAGUCAGGUCCAAAAGGAUGCCACAUCGCACGUACCGAGCGGCCAGGAUUGUCAGUUUGUGCAUCUGGAUCCUAGUCACCAUCAUAGUUCUCCCUUUCAUCAUCUUUGCCAACGUCUACAUAGAUGACCUGGAGAUCAAGAGUUGUGGUCUCAACUUCCCCAAGCCCGAAAGGUUCUGGUUCAAAGCCAGCAGGAUCUAUACCCUCAUCCUUGGCUUUGCCAUUCCAGUAUCCACCAUCUGCAUCCUCUACACCAUGAUGCUCUACAAGCUAAGGAACAUGCACUUGAACUCUAAUGCUAAAGCCCUGGACAAAGCCAAGAAGAAAGUCACUAUCAUGGUCUUCAUAGUCCUGGCCGUGUGUCUCUUCUGUUGGACCCCCUUCCACUUGGCCACCAUUGUGGCUUUGACCACUGACUUGCCCCAGACCUCCAUGGUCAUUGGCAUAUCCUACUUCAUCACCAGCCUAAGCUAUGCCAACUCCUGCCUGAACCCAUUCCUGUACGCUUUCCUGGAUGACAGCUUCCGGAAGAGUUUCCGGAAGAUGCUGGAAUGCAGAACUUCCUGAACAACGGAUUGAGGCCCAGAUCCCCUCCCUCCCAUGGCUUUGAAGGGCAGCUUUGCAGACUAAGGGGUGGUCAAUGAACGCACAGUGUUCUUUCUUUCAUUUACAUGGAAUGGAUGUGUUUGUGUCAUCCCCACUCACAUGGUUUGUCCUGCUUACUUGCAGCUCUUGCCUUUUCCCUCUCUGUACCUCCCAAUGUCUCAAAGCACCAUUUCUACAGCGUUAGUUUUAAUCUCACACUCUGAAGCGUUAAGGGCAGAAAAGGUCCUUUUCAGAGGCACAUCUACUGCACUGUGGUCCUUUAUUGCCAUCUGCUGUACGGCACAGACAACUGGAGAAGGGUUCUCAGACUAAUAUCAUGCUCAGUCCUUAACGGCUGUUGUGCAGAGGAUUGCUCCAUGGAGCAGAGCUAAUGAGCACUUCCAAUGGAACAUCAAUAAACCGGACAGAGGAUGCCAGAUGGGUAUUUGGACAACAAACCAUUUUCACAUCCACGUACGUGCGUAUGUGUGUUAGGGCUUUGAUUUUGAGGGAUGUCUGGUUUCCACCCCAAAUUCCCUCAUUCCUGAGCUGUUAACACGAGUGGAAUUUAAACCAAAAGCAAGACUGGGGUCUUGUGUGUUAAACACCAUAAAAAUACUAGGGAAUGUGUGUUAGAAAUUAUUUUUAACUCCUUGUUCCUGUUAAGUGUCAAAUAUCUAUUUAUUUAAGAGUGAAUAAUGAAAUAAACCUCACAAGAAAAAGA